CAAAACGAGAGGGGUAAAAAAUACACACACACGUACCAGAUCGUAAAGUGGGUAUGAUUUAACAGUGUAUGAAAUAAAAAAAAAAACAAUGACCAAACACUAUGUGCACCCUUGUCCGUCGCCCACGCCAUUCGAUAUGACCGCGUGUAGCUAGUACAUAAUAUGUCAAAUAAUAGUCAAAUAGACGACAACAGAUUGAACAUGGCCCCGUUCGUAAAAAACCUAUGCGGACCGCCGCCGUAGUUAUUAACAACAACAAUAGUUGUAGCGAUAAUAAUUCAUUAUAGUACGAAGGCAUCGGGUGGAGUGGCGGUUUACAGCUUAUGGUUUGCGAUUGACCCAUAAUUGCAAUUAUUUCCUUUUCCCCCGUUUGAUUCAGAAAUAAUAGUCGGCUAUUGUAUUUUCAUUACUAUUCUAUUUAUAUUGAUAAUAUUAUUUAAUUUUUUCUUUUUUUACAGCCCGAGCAAAUCAAAUGGGUUACCUAUUACACGCGGUCCUACGUUUUGUGUGACUGACAGGUAUAGAGCAGCAAUAGGGUGGUUCUUUUGGCUGCCACUAUCACAUCAUUAUCAUUGUGUAUAGCUAUAUAUUCGCGAAUUGCCAACAUUGCUUACGUACAGUACCGAUUUCGAGCUAAAAAAAUAAUAAACGCGUGAUCACAUACGUAUUGUCAAUCGCUGAAAUAUAGUUUAGGAGUCACUUGCUAUAAGUACACAGUGCACCAAGUCAAAUGAUCCAGAUGAAAUCAUAGCUAUUCCAACAAAAAUGGUUUUUAUGGAAAAUAAUCGAUUUGGAUAUGAAGUUAAAUUUUUAAAUCUCCCAUUUAAUUACAAACCAGUAGAUAAAAAUUGGUGUAUAGAAAAAUGUAUUAGUUUGGGGUUUACUUAUAAGGAACCAAAUAUAAAUCAGAAUUUAACAGCAAAUAUGAUUCCAAUUGAUGUUUAUUUUCAUGACCAAGGACUUUUCGAUGUUUUGUCAGAAUUAAUUUGUAAGGACAGCAAAUAUAACUUAGACAUAUUUAGAAAUACUUCUAAAAAUCUUAUUAAAAAUAAAGACAUAAAGAAGUUUAUUAAUAAUGACAGAUGGUUUAAAAAUGAUUUAAAGUCUCAUAUUGAACAAAAAAAUCCAAGAUUUAUAAAGCCACUUUGGGAAUUGUAUAUUUUUGCUGCAGCUUAUUAUUUAGAUGUGUGUAUUUAUGUCUUCAAAGACUCUCAAAACAUAUGGGUAUACUUCCGAAAAGGUUGGCCCAAAUAUAAAAAAGUAGAUAUGAAAAAUGAAAAAUGCAUUUAUUUAUACAUGUAUGAACGAAUUAAUUAUAUUAAUGUUGUAACUAAUGUGACUGGACCAUAAUAGAUAAUUUUUACAUGUAUUUAAUAAUUUUAUAAAUAUAAACAAUCUAUACAAAAAUAUAUCGGUAAUAAUCUUAAUAAUCAAAAAUUUUGCAUUAGCUCAUGUUUAACUUGUUUACCUACUAAAAAUAUAUCCACCGUGUUUUCAUUAUUAUCGAAUUGUUGAAAACGGUUUUACUAU
Molecule: messenger RNA, 1530 nt
Organism: Daktulosphaira vitifoliae (grape phylloxera)
Lineage: Eukaryota; Metazoa; Arthropoda; Insecta; Hemiptera; Phylloxeridae
Exons: 5
Coding region: 766-1350 (194 amino acids)
Source: RefSeq, a predicted model, not a curated record